GAUCAAUGCAUAAAGUAAAGCAAUUCAUGCUGCAAAAUCGUCGUUGUCUUCGUAGAUGAUGUAAAAUUAAAAUGAAACAGGACCAUAUUUUUGGCUUGGCUAUGCCUGUGCCUAAGGCAGCACAUUUUAAAGAAUAGUUUGUUAUAAAUAAUGAUGCCUUGAAGCUCCCAAGCUCUUCAAGGUUUAAACAAAUACGGUCUGUCGAGGCGGCUGCACAUGAGCCAGAUCUUCAGGAAAUUGUUAAACUAACUGUGCGUAAUUUUAGAAAUACCAUGUCUGCAAAUAAUUAUAUUACUAUGAAUGAUGGGAAUAAAAUCCCAAUGAUUGGAUUUGGUACGUAUGCACCUGAAAAGGUUCCCAAGAGCCUUUCAGAGGAGGCAACAAAGAUAGCAAUAGAAAUUGGUUAUCGCCAUAUUGACUGUGCUCUUUUCUAUGGCAAUGAGAGAGAAGUUGGCUGCGCUAUACAGGCAAAGAUUCAAGAUGGGACCAUAAAGAGAGAGGACCUGUUCUAUACAGGGAAGCUGUGGAGUACGUACCACACUCCUGAAAUGGUACGCCCAGCGCUGGAAAAAUCCUUGAAGGACCUUCAGAUGGAUUAUCUGGACCUGUAUAUCAUACACACACCCAUAGAGUUUAAGCCAGGAGAUGAAUUGUUGCCGAUGGAUGAAAAUGGACAUUUUAUUUAUCACAAUACGGAUAUAAGAGACACAUGGGAGGCUCUGGAGAGAUGUAAAGAUGCAGGAUUGGUUAAAUCCAUAGGCGUCUCCAACUUUAACCGCAGACAGCUAGAGAUGAUACUUAACAAGCCUGGACUGAAGUACAAACCUGUCUGUAACCAGGUAGAAUGUCAUGUAUAUCUGAACCAGCGCCAACUACUAGAGUUCUGCAAGUCUCAUGACAUUGUGAUUGUAGCAUUUAGUUCUCUGGGGUCCAGCAGAGAUGAGUCAUGGAUAGAUCAGAACACUCCGGUUCUGCUUGAGGAUCCUGUAUUGUCAGACAUUGCUAAAAAACACAACAGGACCAUAGCUCAAGUGGCCAUACGAUACCUGUUGCAACGAGGUAUUGUCGUUCUUGCUAAGAGCUUUAACCCAACUCGCAUCAAACAAAACUUCAUGGUCUUUGACUUUCAGUUGCCUGCAGAAGAUAUGAAAACCAUUGAUGGACUCAACAGAAAUAUGCGUUAUGAUGCUACCGCCAUGUGUAAAGACCACCCAAAGUAUCCAUUCCAUGAUGAAUAUUAAAGAGAAGUUAAAGCUGAAACAGGAUAACUCAAAAAUCUGUCACCAUUGCUCAAGCAGGGAAGAUUACUAGUAAUAACUACCAUCUCAUAAACUACACAGGGGGGUACUGGUAUGGGUUAUCAAUUUCUACCAGUAAUUCCGGCUUACUUCUCUCUUUGGGAGGAUGAUCUAAAGCUCUCCACUCAGGCAAGAUGAUCUAAGGAGUCUCAUCAGUACUUCAACAUCCUUCAAAAGAAGUUAAGAGCGGCAAAUUAUAGCUGUAAGGGAUAGACUACUAUAUUACAAUAUAAGGCCUAAAAAAGUCUCAAACAUUAUUCCUGAAUUCUCUCCAUGCCGGUGAGUUUUAAGCUGCGUUUGGCAAGUGCUCCAAUCGACUCAGAGCUCACUUGGAGUGUUUUGUGUAGACUUCUAAGCUCAGCGCUGGUCAUUCGCUCAGCACUCUGAUGAUGUAAAUCCUAGCGUUUCCAGCAUGGUGGAAAAGCUGGGACUUUUCAGAGCAGGCUCAGACGGUUGUCAAUAUGGCAGCAUAUACAGUAUAUAUAUAUAUAUAUAUAUAUAUAUAUAUAUAUAUACACACACACGUGUUGCUUGUGAAGGCUGCCAUGUUUACAAUAAUUAUAUAAAUGUUGUAAUAAAUAAUUUAAUAAUUAUUUCACAAGUGAGGGAGCUUAUAAUAAACAUUUGCAUGCGCAAAGGGAUCUGCU
Bombina bombina (fire-bellied toad) is the source of this 1945-nucleotide messenger RNA. Its product is annotated as prostaglandin-E(2) 9-reductase-like. Gene Ontology annotation, biological process: steroid metabolic process. Gene Ontology annotation, molecular function: steroid dehydrogenase activity; aldose reductase (NADPH) activity; ketosteroid monooxygenase activity. The transcript has 10 exons. The record is from RefSeq and is a predicted model, not a curated record. Gene Ontology annotation, cellular component: cytosol. NCBI's taxonomy places the organism in Eukaryota, Metazoa, Chordata, Amphibia, Anura, Bombinatoridae. Bases 273 to 1241 code for a protein of 322 amino acids.